UUCUGAUUGUCUUGUGUCGAAAGGAGAGUGGACAAAAUGCAGGACAUCCUCUCGACACACUCGAGACCUUUGACCCUCCAGUGAUUAGUGUUCUUAAAAACAUAAAUGAGCUCAUGAUUGUGGUCAGCGUUCACUUUUGAGCAUUCCUGAAGGAGAAUAUCUACAGAUAAAGCCCUGAUGGUCUUUGAACUUCAGUUGUUGUCAUAGGCCGGAACAGAGUUCAUACACACGACGCACAUUAGGGCUUUCGCAGGGGAGUUGAGCGUUAGAAAUCCUAGGGUUAUUAUACUGAAUCUUCGAUAGAAAUGGACCCUCAGGUACCCAAAGACAAAUAUAAUGGCGUGUGGUUGAUUUUCUUCAUGUUGGGGUUAGGUACUCUUCUGCCAUGGAACUUCUUCAUGACUGCUACCAUGUAUUUCACCAGUCGUCUCGCAGACCCUCAGCCUUUGAAUGAAGGAAACUUCUCGACCAGUCAGACUGAAAAAGACACACGGAGUGUUUUGCAAGCGAAAUUUAAUAAUGUGAUGACGUUGUGUGCUAUGGUUCCUCUACUGGUGUUCACAUGCCUUAACUCGGUGCUUCACCAAAGAAUUCCUCAGAAGAUCAGAAUCGCCGGCAGUUUGAUGGUGAUUCUGCUGGUAUUCUUGUUGACCGCUAUCCUGGUGAAAGUACAUUUGGAACCGUUGCACUUCUUUGUGAUCACCAUGAUCAAAAUCAUCUGCAUUAACUCAUUUGGAGCUGUCCUGCAGGGAAGUCUCUUUGGAAUGGCUGGUCUCCUACCAGCUUCAUAUACAACACCAAUCAUGAGUGGACAAGGGCUUGCGGGAACAUUCGCUGCUUUCUCCAUGAUCUGUGCCAUCGCCAGUGGUUCUGCUUUGCAGGACAGUGCGUUUGGAUACUUCAUCACGGCAUGUGCUGUUAUCGCCCUUGCAAUCGCAUCAUAUGUUGCUCUUCCUAAACUGGUGUUCUUUCAGUACUUCCAGAAGAGCAACCAGAACAAACCAUCUGAAGAUGAAGAAAACAAGAUGGAUUUGCUGAAAAAAGAUCAGAGCAAACAGGGUGUCAGUACUGCAGAGGAGGACAAGCAAACACAUUCCUUCUUGGGCAUCUUUAAAAAGAUAUGGGUUGUUGCUCUCUCUGUGUGUCUUGCCUUCACGAUCACUAUUGGAUUGUUUCCUGCUGUCACCGCUGAUGUUAAAUCUACAAUUGCUAAUGGGGGAGUUUGGGAAAAGUAUUUCACACCUGUGUCUUGUUUCCUGUUCUUCAACGUUUUUGACUGGGCGGGCCGCAGUCUCACCGCAGUGUGUAUGUGGCCCGGUAAAGACAGCAAACUGCUCCCCGGUCUGUUAUUGGCCCGUGUGAUAUUUGUUCCUCUGUUUAUGCUGUGUAAUGUUCAACCGCGGUCAAAUCUGCCCGUCUACUUCACGCACGAUGGCUGGUUCAUCACAUUCAUGAUUCUCUUCGCCUUUUCCAAUGGAUAUCUGGCCAGCCUCUGCAUGUGCUUUGGACCCAAGAAAGUAGAUCCGAGCGAGGCGGAAACAGCUGGAACGAUCAUGGCCUUCUUCCUGUCACUCGGCCUUGCUCUCGGAGCAUCUCUCUCGUUUCUGUUCCGUGGGCUCGUCUGAAGUCACUGUGGACGCCACACAUAUCCUCCACAAAAACAGACUGUGAAUGAAUUUAUAGAGCAUUACAGCUGCUCUCCUCGGCUGUUUGACUCACAGAUGUUGCCAGGCCACAGAAAAUUCAGCAUAACCAUCCGCAGAUUUCUGCAGAAUUCUAACAUUUGGCAUUUUCAAAGUUCUAUACAUUUAGUCAUUUAAUAAUUUGGCUAAUUUGAUAAUGCUUUCAGCUAUUAAAAAAAAAAAAGUGUAGGACUCUCAGAAAAAUGAGUAAUGUCCCAUAUAGUAACAACAUGGGAUGAGACAAUCCUUUUGAAGCACAUUUUUUGUCAAAAAUGAAACCUUUGUGUCCAUAUACUGCCUUAAAUUUAAAGUAUUUUAGUUUUUUUUUUUGAAUUGGUAGUAUUAUUAUAAUCAUGUUUAAAAAUUCUUGUUUUAGCACCCAUUAACAUUUUUAAAUUGAUUGUACAUUGGUAUUACAGCUGCAUUGAAAAUAUAUUUAAAACAUGACUUCCAUUACAAUACACGCAAAUAAGAUAAUGCUUUUGUUUAUUUUUUCUUUAUAUGAGUUUAUGUAAAGAAAA
Molecule: messenger RNA, 2203 nt
Organism: Xyrauchen texanus (razorback sucker)
Lineage: Eukaryota; Metazoa; Chordata; Actinopteri; Cypriniformes; Catostomidae
Product: equilibrative nucleoside transporter 1-like
Exons: 13
Coding region: 306-1625 (439 amino acids)
Biological process (GO): uridine transmembrane transport; nucleoside transmembrane transport
Cellular component (GO): plasma membrane
Molecular function (GO): nucleoside transmembrane transporter activity
Source: RefSeq, a predicted model, not a curated record